GCAGGUUCUGGCCAUGCCCUCUGUGCUAAUGCCACCCUAUGUGUCGUAUUUUUGAUCAUCUAAAAAUUAUCUGUUAACCUUUGAAAGUCUCUUACCGAGCUGUGAACUACUGAAACCCAGGAUUUGUGUUUUGUUUUCCACCCAGUAUAGUAUCUGGCACAUUGUACGUGCUCAGUAAAUGUUUCACAAAGGAAUAACAUGGAAAAUAACUGGCUGGUGAUUCCAUUGGGACACUUCUACUGUUUGCCGUCCCUAAAAUACAACUGAGUUAUCCCCAAAAUGGAUCAACAUUUUCUUAAUUCUUUUUUAAGUAUCCAACAGUGUACUGACCGCUCUGGGGACCAAGUUCAUAUAUUAGCAUGUAAAUGAAGAUGACUUUAAUCCUUGCUUUACCAUUUACUGACUGAGCAAUGUAUUUGAUAUUUUAAAAUUUCAGCAUCUGCAAAACGGAGAUAUUAAAAAUGCCUCCCUCAAAAUGUUGUUUUUAAAGAAAAUAGGUUAUAGAAAGGGCCUUCAAAAGCUCAUGGAGAGGGGCAUGGGACUAGGCUGCACGUCCCCAAAGCUAAGCGCCUGGAUCUGUCUGAAAUGGCGGAGGUGGAGGAGACACUGAAGCAACUUCAGAGCCAGAAGGGAGUGCAAGGGAUCAUGGUGGUGGACACGGAAGGCAUUCCCAUCAACAGCACGGUGGACAACCCUACCACCGAACAGCAUGCCACCCUCAUGCACAACUUCAUCUUGAAGGCCCAGAGCACCGUGCGUGAAGUGACCUUCCUUCGAAUUCACUCCAAGAAAAAUGAAGUUAUGGUUGCACCAGAUGAAGACUACUUCCUGAUUGCAAUUCAGAAUCCAGCUGAACAAGCCAUUCUCUUGGAUCCACGUCAUUCCUUAAUUUAAUGCCAUCCCCCCCCCCCCCCAAGUAAUAGUGUUAAUCAUGUCAACCAGCUGGAAUGUGGAAAUGGCCUUGCAGCCCACUCAAACCAAUCCAUGGCCGGGGGGGGGGGGGCUGCCAGCCCUGCGCACCCCCCCCCACCCCAGGGGCCACUCUACUGUGCCAGCCACUUCUGGAGUUCCUGGAGUGGACCCGCUUUGCUCACUUCCGGUUUUGGAGCAAGAACUUGUGAGAAGCCCACACCCAGUUUCCUUCUGACCUUCACAUCAUCUUGUUCUUGAAAAAGCCUGUUUUUCUUUAACAAAAAAUAACCAAAUGCUAAGAAAAAAAAGCUCAUUGGAGAAUGUGUAUUAUGAAAAUAAUAUGUAUAGAUUUCAAAACUUCGGAAGUUUAUAUAAAAUUUGUGCAGAUUUCAUAUUAUUUGGUAUAAUAUAUAAAUAUAUAAAGUCUUCACUGAAUUAUACUAUGUACAUGACCAUAUAACCUUCUUUCUUGUUAUGAUCACUGUAAUGAAUUCCACAUUUUGUAGCUUUUUUUUAAAGAUUUAUUUUAUUUAUUUGAAAGUCACAGUUACAUAAAGAGAGGAGAGGCAAAGAGAAAGAGAGAGGUCUUCCAUCCACUGGUUCACUCCCCAAUUGGCCACAAUGGCCGGAGCUGCACUGAUCCGAAGCCAGGAGCCAGGAGCUUCUUCUGGGUCUCCCACACAGGUGCAGGGGCCCAAGGACUUGGGCCAUCUUCCACUGUUUUCCCAGGCCAUAGCAGAGAGCUGGAUUGGAAGAGGAGCAGCCGGGACUAGAACUGGUGCCUGCCUAUAUGGGAUGCCGGUGCUUCAGGCCAGGGCAUUAACCCGCUGCACCACAGCGCCAGCCCCCAUUUUGUGACUUUAAUAUCUCUCUUCUCAAGAAAAAACAAUGUAAAAGUACCACAU
Messenger RNA from Oryctolagus cuniculus (rabbit), 1817 nucleotides. The record is from RefSeq and is a predicted model, not a curated record. Lineage: Eukaryota; Metazoa; Chordata; Mammalia; Lagomorpha; Leporidae.